AUGCGGAAGCGGAUCACUGUUCCAAUGGCUUCGAUGAUACCUAUAAGGUUUUCAUUUUUACGCUCCGUUGCCAACGCCAAGCGUGGCAACUAUGGCAAUAUACCCCCCAUGAACAAUUACACAAAUAGACGGCCUCCAGUCCCCGGCGGCCCCGCUAUUCCUGGCUACGGUGGCGACCAUGGUAACGGCGGGGCAGGGGGUGCUAAGAAUCUCCGGUGGAGGUUCGGUUGCCACCUACGACGACUCGACCUGGCAACAUUUAACGCACGCACACUGAGGACUGACGAGAAGAUCCUGGAGCUGGAAGAAGAGAUAGACAAGUUGCGCUGGAGUAUUAUAGGAUUAUCCGAGGUCCGAAGAGAGGGGGAGGACACGGUGAUUCUCGAAUCCGGCAACUUGUUCUAUCACCGGGAGGGCGACCAUCUGUCCCAAGGAGGUGUUGGAUUUAUCGUCCACAAGUCUCUCGUCAACAACGUUGUACAGAUUGAGAGUGUGUCGACGAGGGUCGCGUACCUGAUACUCAGAAUCACCAAACGGUAUUCGCUGAAGGUCAUACAGGUUUACGCACCAACGUCGGCACAUUCCGACGAGGAGGUGGAGGAAAUGUAUGAGGAUAUUUCCAAAGCCAUACAUUCCUCCAAAACCCACUACACGGUGUUGAUGGGAGACUUCAACGCAAAACUAGGCACAAGAGAAAACGGUGAGCUGAAGUUAGGGAAAUUUGGAGUAGGGCAACGGAACCGAAGGGGCCAGCAGCUGGCCGACUUUAUGGAGAAAGAGGGACUCUUUAUGAUGAACUCUUUCUUCCAGAAGCGGCCCCACAGGAAGUGGACCUGGUCGAGCCCCGACGGUUCGACAAAAAAUGAGAUUGACUUCAUUAUGACGACCAGACGCCAACUGUUCAGUGAUGUCUCAGUGAUCGCAAGGGUGAAAACUGGCAGCGAUCACCGAAUGACGAGAGAUGAGGCUGCAAUCGUCAACAGAUUUGACAGCAUACAGGCAACUGAACAGACAGAUCUCCAAAUGCAUGCGGCGAGACUUACGCAACUUUAA
Messenger RNA from Parnassius apollo (apollo), 1053 nucleotides. NCBI's taxonomy places the organism in Eukaryota, Metazoa, Arthropoda, Insecta, Lepidoptera, Papilionidae. The record is from the annotation of a GenBank genome assembly.